Molecule: messenger RNA, 415 nt
Organism: Staurois parvus
Lineage: Eukaryota; Metazoa; Chordata; Amphibia; Anura; Ranidae
Source: the annotation of a GenBank genome assembly
UUCCUGUUUGCCAGAUUAUUGUGCUCUCUCCAGCCAGUAUCUCGCUCCUUGCCUUCUCUGCUGUCAUCCAUAUUUUGCUACCACUCGUUAUUGACCCUUGGCUUGUUCUCAACUAUGCUUCUGCCUGAUCCCAACCUGCGACUGCUCAUUACCGACCUUUGGCUUGUUUACUGACUAUGCUUCUGUUUGAUCCUUACCUGCUUAUUAUGCUACUGGACCUUCGCAUGCUCACCUCCUGGUGGGUGAUCCUGAGGACCGAGUUCUGGUGAACCCCGGUUAGUACUUAGACUCCACACCUCAGGUGAGCCAGCUCCUACGCCACGGUGACCUACCUGUGUACCUAUUCUGCUGGGUUCGGUGUGAGCCUUUCCACUGCUAUAGCAACUGGUCUUCGAGCCUGACCCCUGAUCCUGAC